AUGCGGAAGCCCAACCCGCUGCAGGACGCGAACUUCUGCUCGCGCCUGUUCUUCUGGUGGCUAAACCCCUUGUUUAAAAUUGGUCACAAACGAAGAUUAGAAGAAGAUGACAUGUACUCCGUGCUUCUGGAAGAUCGCUCCCAGCACCUUGGAGAGGAACUACAAGGGUACUGGGAUCAAGAAGUUUUGAGAGCUGAGAAAGAUGUGCGGGAGCCUUCUUUAACAAAAGCAAUCAUAAAGUGUCACUGGAAAUCCUAUUUAGUUUUGGGAAUUUUUAUACUUCUUGAGGAGGUUGAAAAGUGGCUGUUGGUGGCAAAGUUACUGCAGGCUAAAAGCAACCACUGA
This is a messenger RNA of Dama dama (fallow deer), 345 nucleotides long. Its product is annotated as ATP-binding cassette sub-family C member 4-like. The record is from RefSeq and is a predicted model, not a curated record. The coding region runs from base 1 to 345 and encodes 114 amino acids. NCBI's taxonomy places the organism in Eukaryota, Metazoa, Chordata, Mammalia, Artiodactyla, Cervidae. The transcript is spliced from 4 exons. Gene Ontology annotation, cellular component: plasma membrane. Gene Ontology annotation, molecular function: ATPase-coupled transmembrane transporter activity. Gene Ontology annotation, biological process: transmembrane transport.